GCAGUUAACCAAACACUCGGUCUUUGUAGAUUUUUCAAUUUUUCUUGUAGUUCACUAUGACUGGUAUGAGAAUCAUCCUCGUUGGUCCCCCCGGUGCUGGUAAGGGUACCCAAGCUCCCAACAUUCAAAAGAAGUACGGCAUUGCUCACCUUGCUACUGGUGACAUGUUGCGUUCUCAAGUUGCUCGCGGUACUGAUCUUGGUAAGGAAGCUAAGCAGAUUAUGGACCAAGGUGGUCUUGUCAGCGAUGAUAUUGUUGCUGGUAUGAUUCGCGAUGAAUUCUUGAACAACCCCGCCUGCAAGAACGGCUUCAUCCUUGACGGUUUCCCUCGUACCGUCGUUCAAGCUGAAAAGCUUAGUGAAUUGCUUAAGGAUUUGAAGCUCGAAUUAAACGCUGUUCUUGAAUUGCAAGUUGACGAUGAAUUGUUGGUCCGUCGUAUCACCGGCCGUCUCGUCCAUCCUGCUUCUGGCCGUAGCUACCACACCGAAUUCAAUCCCCCUAAGGUCCCCAUGAAGGAUGAUGUUACCGGUGAACCUUUGGUUCAGCGUUCCGAUGACAAUGCUGAUGCUUUGCGCAAGCGUUUGGUUACUUACCAUAGCCAAACCACCCCUGUUGUUGACUACUUUAAGAAGGAGAACAAGUGGCACUGUAUUGAAGCUGCUCAAAAGCCUGAACAAGUCUGGCAACAAAUUCUUGAAGUCCUUGAAAAGUCUUCUUAAGUGUAUAGUUUACCCAAGUAUAUCUUUUGAAACAGGUUCAAUUCAUAGGGUUACGGUUUUACUUCAAUUAGACAUUGUUAGAGCCUAGUAUGAAGUCAAUUCCUGCAUAGACGUAUUUCAAUACAACUUUUGAUUUUAUAAUACGACUCCAAAGGACGUAACUGUAGACAUAAAACAAAUAUUAACAUUAAUUAAGC
Messenger RNA from Schizosaccharomyces octosporus yFS286, 916 nucleotides. RefSeq names its product adenylate kinase Adk1. The transcript has a single exon. NCBI's taxonomy places the organism in Eukaryota, Fungi, Ascomycota, Schizosaccharomycetes, Schizosaccharomycetales, Schizosaccharomycetaceae. Gene Ontology annotation, molecular function: AMP kinase activity; ATP binding. Bases 57 to 719 code for a protein of 220 amino acids. Gene Ontology annotation, cellular component: mitochondrion; cytoplasm. Gene Ontology annotation, biological process: ADP biosynthetic process. The record is from RefSeq and is a predicted model, not a curated record.